Metschnikowia bicuspidata var. bicuspidata NRRL YB-4993 is the source of this 549-nucleotide messenger RNA. RefSeq lists its product as uncharacterized. NCBI's taxonomy places the organism in Eukaryota, Fungi, Ascomycota, Pichiomycetes, Serinales, Metschnikowiaceae. The transcript has a single exon. Bases 1 to 549 code for a protein of 182 amino acids. The record is from RefSeq and is a predicted model, not a curated record.
AUGUCGUUAGUUCCAUUAGCUGCUGCUCCAGUAUUUCUCCAAUUGGGACUUGCCUUGGCGGUUAACGGUGGUUUGGGUUCCGGCGGCGAUCUGGACGAUACAACUACAAAAGCCACAACAACGGCAAACGCAAACACAAACACAAACACAAACACAAACACAAACACAAACACAAACACAAACACAAACACGCAAACUGGAACGACUACGGCAACAACCGGCGCCACAACUAACACCAUAAAUGGUGUCACAACAGGAGACACAACUAGCACCUCUUUUGCUACCGCAGGCACCGAAACACAAAUUUCUUACAACCAGUGGGGGUUCACAGGGUCACAAUCGAUUUGGCUAUAUACUACAUCGACGCUGCUGGGCUCCGCGUCGGCAAAUCUGAUAUCGAAUUCCGCAUCGCAAUCGUCUUCGGCAUCGCAGUCUUCUUCCUCAUCCAGUGCCAACAAAUCAGCACCAUUCACCGCCAGGAAGGGGUGGAAAUCAACUGCCGCGAUUGGUGCCGUCUUUGCAGUGACAGUAGGGCUUCAUUGUAUUUGA